AUGCUUCAGUCAGUGGAAACCCGUCAGUUUUCAGCUCGCAGGAGUCCACGAGGGAGGAUUUUAAUUAUCUGUCAUAUUAUAUACCAGAGCCCAGCAGAAGCGGUCAGACUGCUCAGAUCCUGCAGAGUCCGGAGAAGCAUCUUCAGAGGCCGCUAAUGCGUAAAGAGAGGAGGUCAGCCAGAGAGAGACAUAAUGAGUGACCGGUUCGACUGCAAAAACUGCAACGAGUCCCUGUGCGGACGCAAAUACAUCCAGGUGGAGGAACAGCCUCACUGCAUCCCUUGCUACGACCGCCUGUACGCCAAGACCUGCCAGGAAUGUAAAGAAAUCAUCGGUCAUAAUGACAAGGAGCUCUUCUAUGAGGAUAGACAUUACCACGAGAACUGUUUUCGCUGUUUCCGCUGCGACCGAUCUCUGGCCGACGAGCCCUUCACCAGCCAGGCCAACGCGCUGGUGUGCAGCGACUGCUACUGCAACGAGUUUUCCUCCAAGUGCGUGGCCUGCGACAAGAUAGUCAUGCCAGGAUCGAAGAUGUUGGAGUACGGCGGCUCCUCGUGGCACGAGGACUGUUUCGUGUGUCACGGCUGUGAGAAGCCGAUCGGUGCUGAAGCCUUCAUCCCCGACAAAAACAACUACUACUGUGUGCCGUGCUACGAGGGCAGGUUUGCUCCUCAGUGCAGCCACUGCAAAAAGGCUCUGACUAAAGGAGGGGUGACCUACAAGGACGAGGUGUGGCACAAGGAGUGUUUUCUCUGCACCGGCUGCAAAGCUCCUCUGGCCGGCCAACCCUUCACCUCGCAGGGAGAAAGUCCGUACUGUGUCAAGUGUUUCAGCAGCCUGUAUGCCAAAAAGUGUGCCGGCUGCAACACGGCCAUCACAGGGUUUGGAGAUGGGAAGUAUGUUUCUUUUGAGGACCGGCAGUGGCACCAGCCGUGCUUUAAGUGUUCGCGCUGCUCCGUGUCGCUGGUGGGCUCCGGGUUCUUCCCCGACCGCGACCAGAUUCUGUGUACAGACUGCAACAACGACGACUGACUACCGCUACACUACACCUGCAGCACUGCUGACACCAGCAGAGAAACUUCUAAAACCUCAGCCUUGCACAUGAACACUGCAAUAUUAUUAAUUCACUCACAGUGUAAAGCUGAUACAAAGCUCAGUAUUUACAACUCUCAUCAGCUUUCAGCACAUUGAAAUGUAUGUAAAAAUUCUGCAGAAAUGUCCUGUGAUGUAUGUGUACGACUGUUUUUCUUUAUUUUAUAUGUUUUGCACAUCAAAGACUAAAUAAGAUAUUAAAAAAAAGAUACAUUUUACUUAAACUGUUUAUUCGUAAAAAGGUGGAAAUGCACCAUUUUAUAAUGUUUUUUUCUUGACUGCUAGAUAGAACCAAAAAUUUGAAUGUUAUGACCUUUGCUUGGCAAACAUUUCUUCUUUUUAAAUAUUCAAAUUUAUAAAAGCUGUCCGUCAUCGUCUUCCACUGCUUAGUGUAUGUAAACAUAUUUGCUGAAAAUGAACAGUUUAUACUUAUAUUUUGUUGUCUUUUCAGCUUAAAAACAAUCUUUACUGGUGUACAUGCAAUAAAAAAAGUCAUAA
Molecule: messenger RNA, 1590 nt
Organism: Morone saxatilis (striped sea-bass)
Lineage: Eukaryota; Metazoa; Chordata; Actinopteri; Moronidae
Gene: fhl3b
Product: four and a half LIM domains 3b
Exons: 6
Coding region: 193-1032 (279 amino acids)
Biological process (GO): actin cytoskeleton organization
Cellular component (GO): nucleus; Z disc; stress fiber
Molecular function (GO): transcription coregulator activity; actin binding
Source: RefSeq, a predicted model, not a curated record